This is a messenger RNA of Trichoderma virens Gv29-8, 1625 nucleotides long. RefSeq lists its product as uncharacterized. Bases 45 to 1625 code for a protein of 526 amino acids. The transcript is spliced from 7 exons. The record is from RefSeq and is a predicted model, not a curated record. Lineage: Eukaryota; Fungi; Ascomycota; Sordariomycetes; Hypocreales; Hypocreaceae. Gene Ontology annotation, molecular function: transmembrane transporter activity. Gene Ontology annotation, biological process: transmembrane transport.
UGCACUUACCAACAUACCUAGAGAAUCGCACUGACGCAUUUACCAUGCAGAGCCGAGAUUCGGAUAUUGACGAGUCUCAGGUCCCGGGAACGGUGUUGCUCAUUGAUAUUGAGCACGCCACCGGCACGCUACAUGCUUCGAAGCAAACCGACAUCAUCCUCAUCCCAACACCAUCAACCGAUGUAAAUGACCCUUUGAACUGGUCGCCAUGGAGGAAGCGUCAGCAUCUCAUUUGUCUGAUUGCUUACACUAUGUUUAAUGGCAUGGCUUUAUCCGUGGUGUACUCGCUUUUGGUUCCGCUGUCCACAGCUUUAGACGUCAGCGUUGGUAAUCUCAACGAAGGGACGGGAUACAUGUUCUUGUUAUGCGGAUGGGGCCUGCUUUUCUGGCAGCCGUUUGCUCUCCAAUAUGGAAAACGACUGACAUACCUACUAUCCAUGCUAGGCAUAGUGGCUGUCUCCGUCUGGAGCCCAUAUGCCAAAGGCCAAGGCCAAUGGAUCGCCCGCAAUAUCGUUGCCGGCUUCGUUGCCGCACCAAUCGAGGCUCUGCCAGAAACUUCCAUUACGGACAUUUACUUUGCUCACGAGCGAGGCACCUACAUGGGAUGGUAUGCGUGGAUUCUAGCUACCUCUAAUUAUUUUGCACCUGUCAUCUGCGGCUUCAUCAACGAUAGCAUGGGCUUUAAGUGGCCAUUUUACUUCAUGGCCAUAUUUAGCGGUGCUUGCUUCGUAUUCCUUUUCUUCUUCUUGGAAGAGACAAAUUACGAUCGUCAGUCUGUAGGAAUGAUCUACGCUGAAGAUGCUCAUGAAGGCUUGGAGACAGCUCUUCCCCGGCACGGCGUCAAUCACGCUGCCGUACUCCAAGGCAGUGAAAAAAGUUACUGGCAGAAGCUUGCUUUGUUUGACAAAUCGCGGCCAUUCCUGAUGCACAGACACGCAUGGCAGAUUUUGAGAUUGAUCGCCUGGCCAGUUGUUUUUUACUCGGGUUUCUCGUACGGCACGUAUCUAAUCUGGUUCAACAUCUUGAACGCAACAUCAUCAGUCGUCCUCGGCGGCGCUCCGUACAACUUUAAGCCAAGUAUUAUCGGCCUAAGCUAUCUGGCAUGUGUUGUAGGUGUUGUUCUUGGGUCAGCUUACAGUGGAAUAAUCUCGGACUGGUUUAUUAUCAAGCUUGCACGACGCAAUCGUGGGAUUUUUGAGCCAGAGCAGCGUCUAUGGCUAUUCUCAUUGACAACGAUAUUGGUGCCGGCUUGCCAGAUCCUCUGGGGCGUUGGGGCUGCCCAUCAUGUCCAUUGGUUUGGACUCAUCGUGGCAAUGUGUGUUCUCGCAGCUUGCAAUACAGCUGGCAUCACCCUGUCUAUCGCAUACCUCGUUGAUUCGUACCGAGAAGUAUCAGGAGAUGGGCUUGCAUCGUGCAUCAUUAUUCGCAACACAAUGAGUUUUGCUAUAAAUUAUGGCAUCACGCCUUGGCUGGACGGCCUUGGCUUACAGGAUUGCUUCAUCAGCGUCGCAUUUGUUGCACUGGCCAUCUGCUCCAUUUUUUUGCCAGUUAUCUGGUUCGGCAAAAAGCUUCGUAACGUAAAGCGGGAGAGUUAUUGGCGAGAGGUCAAGCCCAGAAGUGAUUAA